AUGGCCGGGCCUGUCGCCGCGCUCAGAGCGGAGGUCGGCGCGGAACACGGCCACAUGGAUCACCUCAACUGCCCGCAGGGUUUGCGGCUGAUUGUGUUGGCAGCAGCACUUGUGACGUCACAGGCCAAGGCUCAUGUCUACGAGGACCCCGCCAGCGCGGCCGUGCCGUAUGGGAGCUAUGUGUUUGCGCCGCACGUGGCUCCUUCCCCGGCGCCCCUGCUGGUCUUCGCCGCGCCACACGCGCCACACCACGCGCCACACCUCGCGCCGCAUGCGGACCCAGUCCCGGCGCCUCUGCUGGUCUUCGCCGCGCCACACGCGCCACACGCGCCACACGCGCCACAGCACGCGCCUCUCAAGGUGCUCGUCUCGCACUUCCCGCCGCUGGUGGAGGGCCUCGUGCAGCGCGUGCAGAACUACUUCUCCACGUUCACGCACGUGAACGGGCCCGAGUUCUGGCCGCAGGACGCGGCACGUCCCGCCACCACCAGCACCACCAGUAGCACCACCAGCAGCACCACUAGCACCACCAGCACCACCAGCACCACUAGCACCACCACUCCAGUGCCCCCCACCACGCCGGCCCCGCAGACGUCUCCUGGUGCCUUGUUCGGCGGGCCGGGCGACUCGGACAGCCCUCCGGGUCCCAGCUCCAGCGACCCUGAGGGCAGGUACAGAUACAACCCUCCUGCGCGGAACCCCUUCACGUACACCGCGAACUUCCAGAGGUUCACGCCGCAAGACGGAUACUUCCGCAGGUCGUAACACGCGCCACGCGACCGUUCUUCCACUCUCGGUCACUGCACCGGCAACUAUUUCAAAUAUAUUCUCAAUCUCGCAGUUUCAUGCAACCAUUUAAUGUGUCUUCUUAUUUAUAAGUGCAUUUAAAUCUGCAUACAGUCCCAAGAAGAAUCAUUACCCAAACAUUUUAUCAUAAUGUUUGGAUACCGAGCAAGAUUUGCCAAAGAUAGUAAAGAAUUUAUAUUUAAAGCAGGUUCUGGACAUUUGUUGCAUAUCAAACAAGCUUUGUUGUUAUGUGAAAGUUCUUCAGUGAAGAGGAUCUUGUGAACUUUGAAUUAAUUAACAUGAUUUGCUUUGGACACAAAUUUUACAAAACUGUACCCAAAAUUUAAACCGACUCAUAAACCUAAGUGUGAUGUUUUUAUUUGGUGUGAAAUACUUAGUUUAUGAAAGAAGAGCACUGACCAGUAAAAUUAAAUGAUAAGGUUAAAGGUAUAUGUUUAACCUCUUGAUGUGGAUCUGAUGCCAAAACCGAUGAAAUAACUUGGCCAAGAAUUUUCUUGUUUCAUCUCUACCUUUUCAAUGCUUAAAACAAAAUUAUUCAUACGAUACAAAAUUACAUUUAAAACUCAGUAUCGCAACAUUCUAAACUUAAAGUAAUAUAAUUACUUUCCUUUAGCUUGUGCCAUUAUCCUGGUUGAUUUUCGGCCUCCUUUACACAGCCUCUUUUGUCCAGAGCAAACUGCUGCCAUCUGCUUGUAGCUGAUCCAUUCAUCUUCUGUGUGAUCUUCCUGAGGGGCGAGAGUUCUUCAGUAUGCCCUCAAAAUCCUUUAUCAGCUAUAUACUCUCAUAUUUUUUUGGACAUCUCCUUACCACAUCAGUCACUUUCCACAAAUCUCCCGUGUCACUUGGCAUUGCAUACAUUUCUCAGAUUUUAGCAUUCGUACGUAUCUUCCAAUCUCCAUUAAUUUGUGAAAGACAUGUCCCGCUGAUGUAUUAGAGUACAGGUCUGAUAGCACCUACUAUUGAUGAUUUAUGGAAGGAGCUCUUUCUGCCAUUCAAAUGGAGCUAGCAGUCAGCAUCUAGUGCAUUUAUCAAAACUUUCUCCAGGACCAAAUUAUUAAACUAAGUGAUAGAAGCCCAACACUUUUCCUUAUGCCGGUCCUAACUCCAAAGAGGUUGCAACGUUUGGCUCCCUCCAAAUUGACCGUGUUUGUGGAGCUCAUCACACGCAUCUUUUUUUCAUAUAUUUGGAAUAUUGAAUUCUCCCAUAAUCUUCCAGAUAUUUCCUUGGAUGGUACUGUCGUAGGCUUAAAAUUAGUUAUGAAGACCAACAUUGUAGUAUUAUAACUUCUCUAGUUCAAAUUAAUAUUAAUAUGUCGUAUAUAUUAGAUUUAUCGAAAUACAUUAAGGGAAGGAAUGCUAGGUAUGUAUUGCACCAGUAUUUUUUCCCCCCUGAAUUGGGUUCCGAUUGUCUUAAAUGAAAAGUCACUCAGUGCAAAUAGCCAAUUAAUUUCAAACUGAGGUCUUGUUUCAGCUUUUAGUUAAAAUUAAAAGUGAGAGCCUAAUAUGGGUUCACAUAUGAUUCACAAUGGUCAAAGACAAGAUGUUCAAUUUAUUUUACUUUUAACGUUAUGUUAUUGCGAAAAAAGUUAUUUAAUUGGCAGAGGAUUUCGGAAAAUUUACUUAUAUAUUACAAAAUUCAUUUUACGAUGUAAAUUGUAUAGUGUUAAUACUACACCUCGAAUUAACAAGAUUAUCCAGCGCGUAUAGAAAAAAUUUAUGAUAUUAGCAUGUAUUAUUGUUAUUCUUUGAAUAUUAAGGUCCCUAUAGACUUUUUCUUUCGAAAUUCUUUCAGAUAUGAGAUAUGAUAUUGACGAUAACAGCUCAUGUUUGCUUGAGGUAGCCAAACACGCAUUAUCACGCAACUUGGUGAUUAUUUACUAUCUACCCAAAGUGCCUUUUCGUCUCCUUAUAUUGACUUACAACAAAAAUAACUUAAGUGAUAAAGGUUAACCAAAAUUGUAUCCAAGAAAAAUUGUAUGUUUUUAUAUUGGUUUCCAGUAAUUGUAGCAUAUGCUUGUUUUAAAGGCAUAAUCUCUUCAUGCCCUCUCCCUAAAUUUAACGUCAAUAAAUUAACAUAAGCUGUAAGGUUUAAAUUGAAACUAAACUAAAAUAGAUACAUAUGCAUUGUCUAAACACUAAUGUCCAUUUAGAUAUGUCAUUGUUGUGACACAUAUGCAAGGGUUUCGUCAUGCCAAUGGUUAUUUAUUUACCUACAUUUUGUAAAGUUUUGUAAAGUUAAUACUUGUGUGUAAAUAUACUGCUUUUAAGACAACAUUCAGUAAAAAAUUAAAACAACCACGCAUUGAACUAUAAUAAUAAUAAAUCAAGAAUUAAAGUUUAGAUGGAUAUCAUCUAAUAAAUAAAAAAAAGUCUAUAUGAUGCGUUUGAAUUAUUUCAUAUUUUUUCGCAAACAAUAUUCUAUUCGCAAAACAAAAAUAAAUAAAACAUUAUUUCAUGCCUAUUAAAAUAUAUUGAUGUUUAAUAUAUUUAUUUUUAUUUUUAUAUGUAGAUACAAUGCAUUGGUCUUUUUAUUUAUUGACCAAUAGAACAUGAAUUUCUAUGCUGUUUAUAUAUUUUUGCAAAUAUAUAUUUUUUUCUGGCAGUGAUCGAACUUAACUUAUUAGCCAACGAGACUAAUAGACUGAAAUAAAUGACUGUGUUAAUGUCCACUUUUAAAAAAUAUUUGAAAUAAUUCAAGCAAUUCAUGACUUAUAAAGCUUGCUAUAUAACCCAAUGGGAGAAAAAAUUUACAUUUGGACCGACUCUAUCUAGCAUCAUGCAGAUGAAUGGUUUUGUAUUUGCCUCAAGCUUUAAUUAUUCAGUGAUUUUUUAGCAGAUAGCUAAGUUUUAAUUACAUUCAAGCAGGAACCAAGUUUAUUAAAGACAUGUCUUAAGAGAUCGAGCGGAUAAAUACACAGAUUAAAUCUGUGGUAGAACAUUCUUCUAAAUGCCAGACUAACAAAUUCACAUAUUUCAAAACUAUUAACUGUAUAAGAAUUAAAGUUUAUAAUCAUUUAUUUUAAAAUAUAAAUAUUAAUAAUUUAAAUUAAACAUGUCGAAAGCCAUUAAAAAUUAAAACAAAUGUUCCUUUAUAUAUAAAAACCAACACAAGAACAUAUAAAUAUUUGUUCUACCGUAAGGAGGAUAUCACACUUUGUAUUAAAGUAGGUAUUAUAUCCACUGCAGGCCUACAUAACUCCCACUGCCCCGCAGACAUAACCAGGGUGGACUCAAAACCAACUCACAGGUACCGCUUCUAAUAGACGCCAUCCUCGUCUCCCACUGAUCAAAAGACACAUCUAGGUUAGACUCGAGUCCGACUCGCAGCUACCGCUUGUGAUAGACGAAAUCACUCUCAUUGCCCCACAGACACCUACAGACUAUAGUCCUUCCCUACUCAUAGCUACCACUUAUGAAAGACACCAUCUCCAUCUCCCACUGCCCCACAGACACCACCUGGCUAGUCUCCGGUCGUACUGAUAUCUACCGCUUGUGUUAAAUGCCAUAUCCGUCUUUCACUGCUUCAUAUAAACCAUCAGGCUCAAUUCAUUCCUGUUCAUAGCUACUGCUUGGGUUAUAUACCAUUUCCAUCUCCUACUGUCCCACAGACAUCUCCAGGUUGACUCCAGCCCUAAUCAUAAGUACUACUUGUGUUAGAAGCAAUAGCAUUUUCCAUAUAGCCUCCAAGACAAGAAAUAUCUAGACUCCAUCUCUAAUCAUUGAUACCACUUUUCUUAGAAGUUAUUUCUUUCUCCCAUUGACUCGCAGACACCACUUGGUUAAAUUCCAGCCCUAAUUAUAAGUACCACUUGUCUUAUAUGUCAUCUACGUCCCUCACAGCCCGAAAUGGAUUCAUAUUACCGAUAACUUAAUGACUAUUAUUGGUUUGAGUUGUAAUGGCAAGUGCCAUAUUGUUGAUGGUCAAUUACUAAGGCGACUAAACGCACCUAUGUUUGCAUGGCAGCAUGGUGGUACAAAAUACUAUGAAAUAGUAGGACCUCUUUGGUAUGAGGUAUGCCGUUUCUAGCUAAGGUAUAUAAUAUAAACCUUUUUUUAGAAUUUCUACAGUAUAAAUGCCUGUUCACACUUUUAUCACACCUUUAUAAAUCUUAUUUUAGUAUUUCCACUGGAGCUUAUCUUGACCGUCGAUAUCUCUACUUUUCGCCUCAACACACUGCUUUGCACUAAUCACACAUCCAAGAAGAAAAAAACACCAUUCUAGAUGCUUUGUUCUCCUGUGCUCCGAUGUCCCGUUAUUGGCACACAAAGAUUUUCGCUGUCUCCCCUUAUGGUUCCCCAAGGAGUCUCUCACCCUCUUCACUUUACUAGUCUCGCAGGUCAUCCUUCUUGUUUACAUACCUCUCAGCUCUGUUCUGGAAGGGUCUCGCAACCUUUUGAAGUGUCGCAUCAUAAUAAUUCUCGACUUAACACUCGAUGCAGCGAGAACAAUGGCAUCCUAGUUACACCACUUUAUGCAGACUUUGCUCUGAGAAUAAGCCGAACUCUCGAGAAAGGUAGAGAGAGAGAGAGAUGCUGCUGAUAAUCGGAUCACUGUUUAGCAGUAAUAGAUGGACGGGCACUGCCUGCAUGGCGUACAUCCAACACGCUGGCACGCAGGCUAGCUGGCCAGCCUCAUCGCUAGCAUACUCGUAACACUCCUCCCUCCUUAAACCUGUCCGUACUGAACUAGAAACACAUCUCUCCUGGAAUAUUCCCUCAAUCGGUUCAAAUGUACCACUUUAAUUCCUUCUCUCUUUCCUCUCUGGAUGCGGUAUACAACAUCAUUAAGCCAUUUCAACACUUCGUAUGGGUGUUCCCACACCGCUUGAAGUUUCGGGCAUUUGCCUUUCUUCCAUGUGGAUUUUAUAGCCACACCAAAUCACCUUCCUGAAAUCCGGUCGAGUUAGCCUUUAGGUCGUACUUUGUUAUCAUCUCGUUUCAGUACUAAUCGAAGGUUUACGCGAGCCUAAUCUUGUAUGAUUACUAUAUGCUAUUUUAGAUGAUUAGCAUAGGUGGUGGUAAUGAUUGGCUCUUUGUGAGGAUGGCUCAACUUGAUGUUACAGGGUAGCCUUAAAUCCUGUCCAAACACAACACUCAAAGGAGUCAGUCCAGUCGAGACAUGAACAGCAGCCCUAUCGGCCAUCAGGAAUAAUUGGAUGUGUUGAUUCCAAUCUUGUUUGUGGUCAGCCACAACCUUAGCAAGGGGAUCCUAUAGGGCCCUGUUGAAACUUUUCACCAUGCCAUCAGACUUAGUACUUAAGGUUGUAGUCCUGAUUUUCUUUAUCCUCAAUACCCUACACACCUCCUGGAAUAUAGUCAAUUCAAAAUUGUGGCCUUGAUCUGAGAGCAGCACCAUCGAUACCCCGAAUCUGCAGAUGAGGUUGUUGACUAGCGAGUCCACCAUGGUGGUGGCUUCCUGGUUAGGAAGAGCACAAGCCUCUGGUCAUUUAUAGAAAUAACCAAUUACCACCAGAAUAUAAUAGUUCACAUAUUAUAUCUAGGUAAAUGUCCAAGCAAUGGCAAUAGCUAUACUCUCAAAUGGGCCUUCAACAAUGUAGGACCUCAAUUUUCCAAGACUAGGGUGAGGCCCUUUACUGGCUGAACAUGUGUUACACUAUUAACACCAAACUUCUAUGGCACCUCAACCAAUAGUAUUGCUAACAAAUGGUGGUUAGAGUUUUGUAUACUCUAAAAUGACCACUUGAGGUUCCAUGAUGCUUUUCUUUCAGAACAACUGGUACUAGGCUCGUCGGGAGAAGUAGCUGCAUGGUAACCACUUUCCCACUUGGAUUAUUCCAUGCCCUUUUCAAUAACCCAUCCAUCAUCUUUAAGAAUCCCAUUUUUCAUAAUAAAAUUUCUCAGUCCGGUUACUGGAUAGCUCAUGCCUUGAUGGGUGUCAUGUAUUUCUGUCUAACUAGCCUAUAAUGGGCCCUAGGACAGGGUCUUAUCGCUGUGCCACAUUUGGGCUUACAUGUUCCCAUUUGCAUUUGCAAUCAUUGCAGUCUACAUUACAUGGUCGGUGAGAGAAGGCAUCGGCAUUGCCGUGAGAUCGAUGUUUCAUGUGUUUGAUUCAGCAAUCAUACUGCUUAAUAUGCUCAAUCCACCCAGCAAGUUGUCUCUCUGGGCUCUUUAACUGCAAAAGCCAUUUAGUGCAGAAUGGUCAGUGUGUAAUGCAAUAGUUGCUUUUGGUAUUAAAGCUGACUCGUUCGCUUCCAUCCAGAACUAGGAAAGUACACCACCUAGUACGUUUGCAUCUAUGUCAAGUAUAUACUCUCCAUCUGAUGGGGGUAAGCAAUUAUGGGGCUAGUACACAAUGCCUUGUUAAGGUUGUUAAGGGCAGUAUCACAUCCAGAAGUCCACAAAAACUGUAUCUAUUCUUCAAGCAGUCGAUGCAAUGGUAUGUAAAUAACUGUGAAUCCAGACACAAAGUCCCUAUUGUAGGUACAAAGGCCUAAGAAAUUCCUUACCUCCUGCUUAUUUUUAAGUUGAGCUCACUCCUUAACCGACUGGAUCUUCACAGGAUAUGUUUGCACUCCCACCUUAAAUAUCAUAUAACCUAGAAGUGUUACAUCAUCUUGGAAUAAAAUCACUUAUGGCUUAACUUGAAUUGUGCAUGGUGGAGCCUAUUAAAAACUUUCUAAAGAUUUUGUAGAUGCUCUUCCGCAUCAUUUCGCAUUACAAUAAUGUCAUCCAGACAUACCAGGCAUGUUUUCCACAUCAAGCCAUGCAACUCAAGUUUCAUGUUUCUUGUGGUCUAGUUCUAAUAUUGUUAUUAUUGUCUUGAUAUUUGUGUUCCUGGAUGCAUUUCGCGCCGAUUAUAUCUCCAGGGCAUGAACCAGGCAUCGAAACUCUUCUUGUGGUGGGACAAACGAAGUGUUUACUGGACCUCUGGAUCCACUGGUCCAUCUACAAAUGCACUAGUAGCUAGCUGCUGUCAUAGCUCUGCAAGGGCUUCCAAGGUGCACAAGCCUCUUGAUGCCAGCCACGAAUUCCUGAAGUGUUUCUGAGGAUCGAUGUUAACGAGGUUUUAAAGCAGUCCUGUACACCUCGCCCAAGGGGCAGUCAUCAUACCUCAGUUUAAGAGCUCCUACUUAUAGAAUAGUCCUUAUGGACCGGAAAUCGUAUGGUGUGCAGAAUUUUGAGGAAAUAUCCGCGCAGGGCCAAGACCCUCACUCCAAUCAUUCACUUACGCAGCUGCCUCGAACUUUCACUUAUAAACUGCCCACGAAGAUUGGCUGUCGAAGGUGCGUGGCUUGAAUUUUCGGUGGCCAAUGGUUAGUGCCUUAUACCUUGACUUCUCCAACCACACUCUUCCAGUUUGCAUCGGCUGUAGCUUCUUUAAUCAUCCAACGACACUACUCGCUUACAGCUUCUACCUGCAGUUCAUUUGCCUGUUCAAGCUGAAUUAGCUGUUGCCCUUGUCUGGCCAGUUGUUCUCGUUGUGUGAGAUACUGUUUCAAACAAUGCACUUUGCCUUCAAACUGAAUGAUGGUUUAGUCUAUUUUCUUUUUCAUUACUUGCUGAGCAGCCACUUGUUCACUUGGCAAGUCUUCUUGCGCAGCCACAAGCUCGUUUCGCAUAUCAUCUUGUGCCUUUUGCAUUUUGUCAGUUUCACUCUUCAUGGUAUUAUUCACCUCUUCUUGUCUGGUCUUUAUUUAAUUAUUUAUUACUUUUUGACAAUUAUCAAUUUUAUUCUUCGUGUCCUUCUUGUUACUCUAUGUUUAUUCCUGACUACUCCUCAGUUCCUUAAUUUCAUACUUCAGUUUCUCUUGGCGAUCCUUAAUUUCAACCAAGAAAGUCAUUAUGUACCUAUGUUCGCCGGCCGCCAUCUUCCUUGUCAACAUGAACUGACAUUUACAUCUAUUACACUUAAAACUUACUGCAGUUCCUAACACUAACUUUACUAUAAAAUAGCUAAAUUACAUUUUUUAUGAUUCUUUAAAUAUUUUAAUUUUUUUUAAAUUCUAAUCAAACAUAUCCUAAAACUAUUAAUAAGGGCUAUCCCACUUCUGACAUUAAAUAUGCGUGGGGUAAAUAGGUCCCGAAGGAUAGCCCAAUUAAAUAAAUAAUAUUUUAUAUACUAACCAAUAACUACAUUAUUUCCUAAACUGCAACAAUCUAAAUAUCUGUCCUCAAAUUAAUCACGCCUACGUAAGUCCACUUUUUACCCUUCCCACUGGAGCUCGGCUAGACAGUGGCUCUUUCUGCUGUUCGUCUCUUACUGCGCACCUCAGUCUGAAUACACUGCUUUGCACUACUCACUCAUCCGCCGCACACACAACAUCGUCGAUGCUUAAAUCCCCGAUGCUCCGAUCUUUACACACGAAGCCUGCCGCUGUCGCCCGCUAUCGCUCGCCAAGGGGUCGCUCCUCCUUUCCACUUCACUAGCCUCCUAGGUCAUCCUUCCCGUUUAUAUACCUCCAAUCCCCGCCCUGGAAAAGUCUGGCAGCCCUAUGGAGUGUCUCGUCAUCAGAAUCCUCGACUUCGACUUAACACUCGAAGCUGCGUGAACAAUGGCGUCCUAUUUACGCCACUUCACUAGCCUCCUAGGUCAUCCUUCCCGUUUAUGUACCUCCCAUCCCCGCCCUGGAAAAGUCUGGCAGCCCUAUGGAGUGUCUCGUCAUCAGAAUCCUCGACUUAACACUCGAAGCUGCGUGAACAAUGGCGUCCUAUUUACGCCACUUCACACCGACGGAUCUCUGAGAAUGUGCCGACCUUCGAGAAGGAUGGGGAGAGAGAGAGAUGUGCCGCUGCUAAUAGAGGGACGAACGCUACCUGCAUCACGCCCCUCCAUCAGGCUGGCACACGGGCUGGCUGCGAGCUUCGUCGCUAGCGCCUUCUGAGAAUUUGAUCUUUCAAUUUAUGUGUACAGCUGUAUUGUGAGUGAAAAUGCGUGCUUUAAUGAAGGUAUUGUAACCUUUAUCUUAACCUCUUGAAUUCUGUCUAACAUGAGAUGUUAAGUGUUCUUGUAAAGUAAAUUUGCUGGAUAACUUUAGCUUUCAGAGUAAGAGACGAAACUUAUAUCUUCGAAAAAAAAUGAAUUUUAGGGAUUGUUUUAAUCUGUAAUAUCACUUCGACUAUGUGUAAACGAAUGUUUCCGUGUCUUUUAUUCUGCUAGUAAUUUUAUUUAACUAUGUGAAUUGUUUCAACAAUAUGGAUUUUUUAAACAUACAUAAUAAUAGAAUAGCUAAAAUAUGUACAAUUAAGAUAAAAAUAAAAAAAACACU
This is a messenger RNA of Bacillus rossius redtenbacheri, 10034 nucleotides long. RefSeq lists its product as uncharacterized. Bases 1 to 765 code for a protein of 254 amino acids. NCBI's taxonomy places the organism in Eukaryota, Metazoa, Arthropoda, Insecta, Phasmatodea, Bacillidae. The transcript has 3 exons. The record is from RefSeq and is a predicted model, not a curated record.